AGUUUUUCGAAUUGAAAAAUGGCUUCACCGCCAUUAAAUGAAUCUUUAACCAAUACUAGGUUAAAAAGAUCCAGCGAUUCUGAUUUAAAAAUGAGAAGAAGAAAAUAUGGAUCAGUAAUGUCUCUUGAACCAGCUGUCUUUAGCGAGCAGUUGAAAGUGGCCGACGAUGAACUAGAUUUUGCACUAUUACACAGACAAGAAAAAUGGACAAACGUUCAGAGAAUUGCACUAUCAGUCCUACAAAGAAAACCAAUAAGUGGUAAAGAUGUAUUCUCAGCAUAUGAAAAUGUUGUAGAUUCCGUUGUCUUAAAAUUAACAGAUUUAGCAACAUGCCUAGACAAAGUUGGUCCAGACGCUAGUGACGCAAUCAAACAAAUGUUACUUAUUUUGCACUUAAGUGAUAGAGAUAUGCAUUCUUAA
Dimorphilus gyrociliatus is the source of this 420-nucleotide messenger RNA. The record is from the annotation of a GenBank genome assembly. NCBI's taxonomy places the organism in Eukaryota, Metazoa, Annelida, Polychaeta, Dinophilidae.